Molecule: messenger RNA, 695 nt
Organism: Puma concolor (puma)
Lineage: Eukaryota; Metazoa; Chordata; Mammalia; Carnivora; Felidae
Source: RefSeq, a predicted model, not a curated record
GAAAAAUUAUCGAGAUCUAUGGAACUGAUUCUUCCGGAAAAUCUACACUGGCUCUACACGCAAUUGCGGAAGCUCAAAAUCAGGGAAAAACUUGUGUAUACAUCGACUUAGAAAAUACUUUGAAUAUACCCUGGGCUGAAAAAAUAGGUGUAAAAACUGAUCAAUUAUAUAUCAGCACUCCUUCCAGUGGAGAAGAAACUUUUGAGAUUAUUAACUCCUUAAUUCAAAGUAAUGAGACUGAUCUGAUAGUUGUAGAUUCAGUAGCAGCUAUGGUUCCUGAGGCAGAGCUUGAUGCCUCCAUCCAUGACCAGGGAAUGGGGAUGCAAGCUAGGUUGAUGAGUAAGGGUUUAAGGAUAUUGCAAUCUCACCUAAUUAAAUCUAACACCGCAAUAAUUUUUAUAAAUCAAGUUCGCGAACAAAUUAGACAGACUUAUGUACCUACAACGACGACUUCCGGCGGAAGAGCUCUUAAGUAUGCAGCCAGCAUAAGAGUCGAAAUUAAGAGGCAAGAAACCAUUAAACAAAACGAUAAAAUUAUUGGCUCUUUGACAAAAAUUACAAUCAUAAAAAAUAAAUUUAACAGUCCGAUGAUUCAAAUUCCUCUUCGUCUUUAUUUCGAAUCUGGAUUUGACAAAAUGUGUGAACUAAUUAACGCUGCUAUUGAUGAGAAAUUAAUAGAAAAAAGAGGUGUCUGA